Coccomyxa subellipsoidea C-169 is the source of this 2980-nucleotide messenger RNA. RefSeq lists its product as hypothetical. Bases 233 to 2980 code for a protein of 915 amino acids. Lineage: Eukaryota; Viridiplantae; Chlorophyta; Trebouxiophyceae; Coccomyxaceae. The transcript is spliced from 16 exons. The record is from RefSeq and is a predicted model, not a curated record.
GGACUUGUAGAUAGCAGUACGGUUUCUAUACUUCGGUGCUCGCGACGAAUUGCGUCAGAAACGAUCCAGAUUUCUGACAGGUUUAUAAAGUUUAAGCCUUAUGAACGCGUGGCACUUGCUUGAAGUCAUCUGAAAAAUACAUCAACAUGUGACAGAUCUAUUCACACAAACCAGAGGUUGUACCAGUCCUUUACAACCCGUUCCUGAUACUCGGAGCGGCUGUCCUUUCGUGAUGGAGAGAUUUUCUAGCACCGACAAUGAUCUAAUCGAACAGGUGCCGCACUAUACUGUGGCUAUACUUGAUGACGGUUCAUUCGAAAGGCUUCGGCUCAUCGUCGAAUUGCCUGGUGUGGAGAGCUCAGCCGGCUUACACGUUGAGAUCGAAGGCAGCAGGGCAUUUGUCCACCUACCGGGCAAAUACCGCCUGGAUGUGCCUCUGGGGGUCACCGUCGCAGACACUGCCAUCACGUUGAAGUUUGUGAAGAACCGGCAGUACCUGAAGGCGGAGUACAAGGUGUUGGAACGGAGUGUCCCGGCCCCAAGCGCGGCGCCCCAAAGGCCCAAGCCUCCGCGGACGCCGUCGCCUCCUUUGACACAUGCUCAGUCCGGCGAUGCGUGCUCCCCGAGAACCACCCCCAAUGGCCUGCACAACUCUUUCAUGGCUGACGCUGUGAAGCUGCGCGAUGCUUGGAGGUCCAACGCUCAGGGUUCGAAAAGCCAUAAUGGGCCAGGGGCAGCCAAGCACAGCGGCCGCGCACGGCCGUCGGCGAGGUCUGGCAACGAUGGGGCUGCGGAGCAAGAGGAGCCUAGGCUGAACGGGCACAAGACUCCGCAGGCGAACGGCUGGCAGCGUGGGUUCCUGAACCGGACCUCCUCCAGCAAUGGCGACGAGGCCGAUGGCUCUGGCGCAGCCGCCAGAUACGCGGUGCCAAAACACAGCCAGGCCCACAGCAGCGGGGACAGCAGCAGUGAGCAAUGGGAGCCAGACGGACCUUCUGCAGCAGACCAGGAAGAAGCACGACCUGGCCGUGAAGAUGCUGGCAGCAAUCUGUACGAGACUGCCAAGCUGUUGUCAAAUCGGGAGGCCGCAGCGGAGUGCAUCAGCAAGGCAGAGGAGGCCUUGGCAGGAGCAGACUUUGACAAGGCGGAGAGGCUAUUCCAGAAGGCUGAGCGGCUGGCGCCCGACUUGUAUUCGGACGUGACGCAGACAGUGGAGCAGGAGAGGAUAGCUCACGAAGCCCAGAAAGCGGCAAAGAAGAGGGAGGAGCGCGAAGCAGCGAAGAGGAGGAAGCGGGAGGAAGAACGGAGGAAGAAAGAGGAGCAGCAGAAGAGGCAGAUGGAGGAGCAGCAGCAGGAGAGGGCGCAGGAGGAGCUGAGGAGGCGGCUGUCAGAGGAGCAGAAGAGGAAGGCGGACGCUGCGCGCGCAGCAGCCGCAGAGGAGGCAGCUCGCCGGCAGGGGAGGACAUCGUCCAGGGGGGAGUCAGAGGAUGACGAGGACCCCAUCUAUGAGGAGGACUACAACUGGGGCUACCUCCAGUUCGGCUACUACUUCAAGGUUUGCAUCAGCAUUCUGUACGCGCUCCUCGGCUACGUGCUGUGCAGGCUUGGAGCACCUGGGGCCGUCUACUGGAUGCAGAAAAAGCGCCAUGGCAGCAGACGGCAGCGCACUAGCAUCGGAUGCCUGGUUCUUGGUGCCUGGGCGCUGGCCAUCUACACACUGUUCGCAUACGGCCCCUUCUGCUUGCGGUGCAUCUGGAGUUGCUGGUGCUUCAUUUUCUGGCGACCGCCCCUCACGGCCGCCAUCAUCGAGACCUGCAUAUUUGGGCUGCUGUGCUGCAUCAUGCCGGGAUUGUCAUCGCUGAUAGGGGUGCCGAUGAUGUGGCACUGGGUGGGCGGCGGCUUCUCGGCGAUGCACGGCACCGUGGCCUGUUUCCUCUUCGUGGUCCACGUGGACGGCUGGCUGGAGGGAACUCCCCCGCUCGUGCGCAAAUUCUCCUUCGCAUACAGGCUGGCUAGCCCGCUGUUGUACGCGCGCGCGGUGCUGUCCCUGCGCGGCUGGCUCGAGCUGCUGGUCUUCUUGGGGAUUGAUGCCUGGGUCUACAGUGCCUUCACCAGUCCCAGCAGCGCCGAUGACGACACCGGCAUGGCGGCCGGGUCGGAGUCGUGCAGGCCGGAGGCGGUGCCCAAGGGGGCGGCCCCAGAGGUGGCGCGCGUGCUGCAGGCGUCCAGCUGGUAUGCUGUGCUGGAUGUGGCGCAGAGCGCGAGCACUGAGGAAGUCCGCAAGGCCCACAAGGCCAAGUCCCUGGUCACCCACCCCGACAAGCUCGGAGCCCAGAACAGCGGCGCCCACGAGGCCUCCGUCCGCGUCAAUACGGCGCGGGACGUGUUGGCGGAUGCACAGAAGCGAGCGGCGUACGAUGCAGAGCUGCGCGCGACGGCUGCGGCCUCGCUGAGGAAUGCACCGCCGCCGCAGUCGCCCCCGGGGCACAGCAGCGGCGACGCCCCGGGCUUCUUUACCGAAUUCAGCGGCCGCCGGGAGCCCUGCGGCCGCGCGUCAGAGCACAGCCACGACUGCGUCUGCAUGCCCUGCAAGGCCUGCUCCCAGUGGCACCACGUCUAUGUGACCACCCGCGCGCGCACGUCCGCCUACUGGUGCAACUCCUGCAGCAGGUCUCACCCCGGCAUCAACAAGCACGUUUGGAAGGAGACCACCUCUGCAGGCUUCUUCAGCACAGGCACCACAAAGGUGUAUCUGUACGCGCUAGGGCUGACACUGGACAUCACAGACAUCACGGACAGCUGCGAGUUCUGGAGCUGGCUGGCGCGCAAAGCCACCGGCCCCAGUUGCCUUAGCGCGCUGAAGUUCCAGGGCGAGCUGCCCAUUCGCGAGGAGUGCUUCGCUGCUUACAGGCAGCAGGAGGCCCCCGCCGACCCCCGCCGCAGCAACAACAAGCGCAAGGGCGGCCGCAGGAGGCGCUGA